AUGGUUAAGCCCCUAUCCUUCAAGGGCGAGAAGAAGCCCAAGAAGAGAAAGCGGACCGAGGCGGAGGCCCACGACCGAGAUGCGCCUGCCGGGGACGUCGUCCGCGCCGGCGCCGCCUCCGCUGCUGCACCGGAGGAUGACGCCGAUAACGACGACAGCUGGGUGUCUGCCGACGCGGUGACGGAUGUCGUUGGACCCAUCAUGUUCGUGUUGCCUACGGACCCGCCUGCCGCGUUGGCGAGCGAUGCCAACGGCAAGGUCUUCACGCUGGGUAUCGAGAACAUUGUCGACGGGAAUCCCACGAGCGCGGAGCCGCACGACGUGCGGCAGGUGUGGGUUGCGAAUAGAAUUGCGGGAACGGAGCAGUUCAGGUUCAAAGGACACCACGGACAGUAUCUUGGAUGCGACAAGAACGGCGUGUUGUCUGCGACGUCGGCGGCCGUAUCGCCGCUCGAAUCGUUCAACAUCAUCGCUACAGCCGAUACCCCGGGCACAUUUCAGAUUCAGACGUUGCGGGAUACGUUCCUGUCCGUCAAGCCGCCCAAGCCUAACGUUACGACAUCAGACGUACGGGGCGACGAAGAAACCACGACCUUCAACACCACAUGGCGCAUCAGGAUGCAGGCGAGGUUCAAGCCGCGCAUCAAGGCGAGCAAGGAGGAAAAGGCCAAGGAAAAGAUCAGUCGAAAGGAGCUGGAGGAAGCCGUCGGGCGCAGGCUCGAGGACGACGAAGUCAGAAAGCUGAAGAGGGCCAGGAGGGAGGGUGAUUAUCAUGAACAGCUUCUGAAAUUGAAGGUCAAGGGGAAGCACGACAAGUAUGGCUGA
Colletotrichum gloeosporioides is the source of this 825-nucleotide messenger RNA. RefSeq lists its product as uncharacterized. Gene Ontology annotation, cellular component: nucleolus; striated muscle dense body; catalytic step 2 spliceosome. NCBI's taxonomy places the organism in Eukaryota, Fungi, Ascomycota, Sordariomycetes, Glomerellales, Glomerellaceae. The coding region runs from base 1 to 825 and encodes 274 amino acids. The transcript has 2 exons. Gene Ontology annotation, molecular function: actin filament binding. The record is from RefSeq and is a predicted model, not a curated record.